AUGACAUCAAACUAUUUACUCUAUUGUACCUCAUGUGUCCACUGGCACUUUACUGGCACCUCACUGGCACCUCACUGGCACCUCACUGGCACCUCACUGGCACCUCACUGGCACCUCACUGGCACCUCACUGGCACCUCACUGGCACCUCACUGGCACUUCACUGGCACCUCACUGGCACUUCACUGGCACCUCACUGGCACUUCACUGGCACCUCACUGGCACCUCACUGGCACUUCACUGGCACCUCACUGGCACCUCACUGGCACUUCACUGGCACCUCACUGGCACUUCACUGGCACCUCACUGGCACCUCACUGGCACCUCACUGGCACCUCACUGGCACCUCACUGGCACCUCACUGGCACUCACUGGCACCUCACUGGCACCUCAUGCACACUGGCACCUCACUGGCACUCACUGGCACCUCACUGGCACCUCACUGGCACCUCACUGGCACCUCACUGGCACCUCACUGGCACUCACUGGCACCUCACUGGUACCUCACUGGCACUUCACUGGCACCUCACUGGCACCUCACUGGCACUUUACUGGCACUUUACUGCAACUUUACAGUCACUUUACUGUCUCUUUACCAUAA
Molecule: messenger RNA, 600 nt
Organism: Knipowitschia caucasica
Lineage: Eukaryota; Metazoa; Chordata; Actinopteri; Gobiiformes; Gobiidae
Source: the annotation of a GenBank genome assembly